Adineta steineri is the source of this 624-nucleotide messenger RNA. The record is from the annotation of a GenBank genome assembly. NCBI's taxonomy places the organism in Eukaryota, Metazoa, Rotifera, Eurotatoria, Adinetida, Adinetidae.
AUGUCGAGUCGUCAUCAACGCAAUCUUAGUGCUUCACUUUACGUUCGUGGAGUAGCUGAAAAAUGUCGCUAUGAAGAUUUAAAGAAAAUCUUUGGUCGAUAUGGACGUAUUGUUGAUAUAACACUUCCUUUAGAUUAUUAUACAAGAGAUGCUAAAGGUUAUGGUUUUGUUGAAUAUGAAGAAAGUCGUGAUGCUGAAGAAGCACUUCAUGCUCUUGAUCGUUAUCGAUUAUUUGGAAGAGAACUUGAAGUUGAAUUUGCACGUGGUGAUCGUAAAACACCAUCCGAAAUGAGAACAAGAGAAAAAGAAUCACGUUAUGGACGUGGUGGUGGUGGCGGUGGAGAUGCCGGUCGACGUGAUCGAUCACGAAGUCGUGAUCGUCGUCAACGAAGUGGAUCACCAGUUGCUAGAGAUCGUCGUCGUGGUGGUGGUGGUGGUGGUGGCGGCGGCGGUGGUGCUGGUAGCCGAUCUCGUUCACCACACUCACGUUCACCUGUACCUCGACGACCAGUAAGUCGUUCUCGUUCCAAAUCUGCUUCACCAAGUUAUGGUAAACGAAAUGGUGCUGGCAGUGGCAAUGCUGGCCGCCGUAUAAGCCGUUCAAGAUCACCUCCUGAUAAUUAA